AUGACGGUCGACGCAGCCCCAAUUGAUGCUCAAACGUUUGAAAAGUAUAAGCCUUUAAUUGAGAAGUACAAUGCUCAGAGGGUUGAAGAUAUGAAGUCAUAUGAUCCGGACUUCUAUGCCAAAUGUGUAGAGGUUAUUCCCUCUGAUGAGGUUCUUGAUACAGAGCCAAUUGAUGCCAGGAAGUUCCUGGUUGAGCUGCUUUCAGAGAAAGAUUUGAAGAUAGUCAAUGGGUACACUAUUGAUGAUUUGAUCUCGAAGCAGUUGGACGGUUCAUUGACGGCAGUAGAAAUUGCGAACGCUUUCAUUAAAUCUUCAAUAAUUGCACAAUUGGCUACCAAUUGUGUCAUGCAAUUUUUGAUCCCAUAUGCGUUGGAAAAGGCGCAGCAAUUGGAUGCAUACUUAAAGGAGAAUGGAAAGAUUGUUGGUCCAAUGCACGGUAUCCCAAUUUCUUUGAAAGAGCAUUUGGAUUUCAAGGGCAAGGUUACCAGUGCUGGGUACGUGGCGCUUUUGGAGGCCGUUUCGUCAAAACAUGCAUUGACGGUCGACAUUUUUGAGAAGCAGGGUGCCAUUUACCAUAUUAGAACUGCGCAACCUCAAUCUAUCAUGCAUUUGGACACCUGGAACAUAAUCUCUGGCAGAACCAGGAAUGCACUUUCGACUAAACUUUCUCCUGGUGGUUCUUCUGGUGGUGAAGCGGCAGCUGUUGCAAUGCAUGCAUCCAUUAUGGGUGUUGGAACCGAUAUUGGUGGAUCCAUUAGAUGUCCUUCUGCAUUUGGUAACCUAUAUGGUAUGAGGCCAACCACGAAAAGAAAUUCCUUAUUGCACAGUACUCCGGGCACUGGUGGCCAGGAGAGUAUUGUUGCUACUAUUGGUCCACUUGCACGUUCCAUCGAUGAACUGGAUUACUACAUGGAACAUUACUUGAAUGACGGUAAGCCUUGGGAAACCGAUCCUACCUGCGUCCCAAUCCCAUGGAGAAAACCUUCUCUACCCGAGAAGAUUAAAAUAGGUGUCUUGAACACCGAUAACUUGGUCACGCCUUAUCCAGCGAUUCUAAGAGGCCUGCAAACCGUGGCCAAACAGUUAAAGAAACAUUCCGAUGUAUUCGAAAUCGUUGAUCUUGCCCCAUACUGGUUUACAGAGGAAGAAAUGGAGAAGAUAUACACCACAAAUCUGGUUCUUUAUACUAUCGAUGGUAACAAGGCUCAAAUGUCAGUCUUUGAAAAGAGUGGAGAACCUAUCUUACCAUUGACGCAACACUUUUUCAACUUUGGUGGAGGAAAUGCAUUGUCUGCUUAUGAAAACAGACAACACAAUACUGUUAGAGAUGAAUAUCAAUUAAAGAUCUUUGAAAAGUUCUUUGAAAAGGGAACUGACGGUCUAGGCCUAGAUUUCAUCCUCUCCCCAACUUAUGUCGGGCCUGCAGAGCUACCAGGACAAAGUUUGUACUGGGGUUACACUUCUUUCUGGAACUUAUUUGACUAUCCAAAUGUUAUAUUCCCAACCGGGGUCACCCACGAUCCUGAGCUUGAUGCCAAUGUUGAAAAAUCCUCUUUGAAAUCAAAUAGUUAUGAGAAGAUGGCAUGGCUUGACAAUUCUGGGUCAUUGAAAUAUGACCCAUCCGAUUAUGUUAAUGGUCCUGUUGCUUUGCAAUUAACAGGUAAAAGAUUUGACGAUGAAUCUGUAGUCUCCGCAGUUAAAAGGAUAAAUGAAAUAUUAAACGUGGAAAGACGCUAA
Messenger RNA from Kluyveromyces marxianus DMKU3-1042, 1737 nucleotides. RefSeq lists its product as uncharacterized. NCBI's taxonomy places the organism in Eukaryota, Fungi, Ascomycota, Saccharomycetes, Saccharomycetales, Saccharomycetaceae. The record is from RefSeq and is a predicted model, not a curated record. The transcript has a single exon. The coding region runs from base 1 to 1737 and encodes 578 amino acids.